Paramecium tetraurelia is the source of this 555-nucleotide messenger RNA. RefSeq lists its product as uncharacterized. The record is from RefSeq and is a predicted model, not a curated record. The transcript has a single exon. Lineage: Eukaryota; Ciliophora; Oligohymenophorea; Peniculida; Parameciidae.
AUGAAAUUGAUUUAUCUUUUCCUUUGCCUCGUUAUUCAUAAUGUAGAAACGAUGAAUUCUUUUGCUAAAUACACCCUCACUCAAUUGGAUGAAAUAAAAUAGAAAUCGGUUAUAAGAGGUGAGUACAAAGAUGUUGCUCAAGAAUCAGCAGGAGCCAUUGUUUUUAAUAGUAGAACCGUUGGAUAUGUUGGAGGAUAAAAGAAUAGUAGCCCGUUGAGAGAUGCAAUUUAUUAUAUAAUAUCUGGGGGGUAUUGCUAUGCUGGAAUGUCUUAAUUCAUUAUAAUAGACUUGCUCUAGACCUACUAACUCAAUACUAUAAAAGUUUGGUUAUAUGAUAGAGAUCCUACAUUUAUAAGAACUUAUGAUAUGUAGUUAUUUAUAUCAAGCUCUGAUACAAAUGACUAAUUGAUUUAUGAGAGCAACAUUUCCAAGAGUCUCACAACCAUUAAGUUUCCAGACACUCAGAUUAAACAGAUAAAGAUUAAGAAUAGAGGCGGAAGUACAAUAGAUUAGUGGUUAAUCCUAUUAAAAAUUUAAGCAUUUUAUGCUUUUUGA